AUGCCUUAUGUGUGCCUUAAAAAAUUUGCAUGGCGGCAUGUUUGCCCUAAUGAUUGCUACUGAUAAUGUGUCGGGGAUCGGAGAUAAUGGCUCCAAAUGGGCGAAAGAAUGAGAUAGAGAUAAAGAAAGCCGCCUUGUGCUAGGAUUUUAAGCCACAUUUAUUUAUUGCCCAUUUGUGAUUCAGUUGUGGUUCAGUGCUUUGUGCCACGAUAUAAAUUAUACCCAUGUCAAUGAUAAAGCCCACACUUUUCGACUGGUUCUAGUUCUAGGUUGUAGUUCUGCCUCUGCGUUUGCCCCUCAUUCCCCCAUCAGAAUACCAUAUCCACGCCAUCUAGUAUUGACUCGAAAACAGCCCCGGAAGCAGUGUGUUUUUAUAGAACAGACUACAAAAAUAUCGUAUCUAUUGAUGGGAGGAAUCCAUCACGUCAAGACAUUUCUUAGUUCUUGAGAACAAAGGAUCGCAAAUGUACAGUGAAGACUCUCUACUGAGCGGACACUUGCAACAACACCAUAGAGAAGGCUAUAAGGUGGAGAAGGGGGAACAAAGCUCUGUUUCCGAUUUCUUUUUCCGUCAUUUAUCAUUCGCGUCGGAGUACCCGCCCCAGAGAGAAGCACAACAAAAGCAGCAGCAGCAGCACCAGCAGCGUGCAUUUAACCCAGUUAACAGAAAAUACACAACAGAACCGAACCGAAGAGAACAGAAGAAGGUUAAAAGAACACACGAACAACACCAACAACACCAGCAACAACCAUCCAACAGUCAAUCAGAGAUCCAUCCAAAAAUAGAGCAGCAGGAAAAGGGAGGAGAGGAGAAGAGAGGAGCUUACUAAAAACAAACAAGCAAACAA
This is a messenger RNA of Drosophila persimilis, 848 nucleotides long. RefSeq names its product AT-rich binding protein-like. The coding region runs from base 465 to 830 and encodes 121 amino acids. The transcript is spliced from 3 exons. The record is from RefSeq and is a predicted model, not a curated record. Lineage: Eukaryota; Metazoa; Arthropoda; Insecta; Diptera; Drosophilidae.